UUUUGUCGGAAAAGAUCCCUGAUCCCUUGUUUAUCGUCUGUUCCUAUUAUGUAUUUGUCUAGCUGUAAACUACGGUUACUAGUUUGCACAGGGAUGUAGGACGUCUCCUCUCACUCGAGACCAGCGCGCAGAAAUGAUGACCGCGAGAUUUUAAUAUUUCGUCUCCGCUUCCAGCGAAUCGCUGUACAUCAGCUUCCAUCCGCAAUCCUGAUUCUGAAUGGUUCCCGGUGAGGCUGUGUGUGAGGCGAGGGAGGGGAUACUGCAGCUGCCACGUCCGUAUGUUGGAAGAGAGCUUGACUGAAGCACAACAAAAGAAAGGAAUGUGCAGAGAAGAGAGAUCGGAGCUAGGCACGGCCUUGCAGUGGCAGUUAGGCGCAUAUUUAACUUCAUCUGUGCAUUAGCAUCUCCGGCUCGGCAAACAGCGACCCCGCUUUCCACAGCUGCCCUGUGUCCGGCGAUCCCAGCGCCCUGUUGUUGCAUACGUGCUGUAUACAGACGGAGGGCACUUCUUGGACAACGCAGCUCACGAAGUUGAUAUCAGCGCGUUUACGGCCUUUGCGUUAUUAGUGCGUAGAACUGUUCUUUGCGCGAAGGUGUUAAUUUAAAGACACACUGUGUUUUCUUCUUGUUUCAGCGCUGUUUUCGACGGAGGAGUGUCGAUUUUGUCUGGAAUUGUCUCGUCGCUGUACUGCUCCCUUUGUUCUCCAUAAUACGUGAUUUGGGCUUCUCGGUACACCGCUGUAGGUUUUCAGCAAUCCAGGAUAUUUGUAAUUUGUUACCUUUCCGCUGAGGGAUCUGGCUUCCGGAAAGGGACAUAACCUUUGCGGUUUCGCUCACUGAAACACGCUUCGCUUCCUCAAACUAGGGGCAGAGGCUUAAUCUGGACUGGCAGGCGUGUUGGUGUGGCGUGGGAGGUCCUGAUGCUGAGCUCGGGCAGAAUGGAGGAGUUUGAAACCGAGGAAGAGGAGCCGUGGUAUGAUCAGCAUGAUUUGGAGCAAGAUCUGCACCUGGCCGCGGAGCUGGGGAAGACUCUGCUGGAACGCAACAAGGAGCUGGAGGACUCCCUGCAGCAGAUGUACCUCACCAACGAAGAACAGGUGCAGGAGAUCGAGUACCUCUCCAAGCAACUAGAGAUGCUGCGGGAGAUGAAUGAACAGCACGCCAAGGUCUAUGAGCAGCUGGAUGUGACGGCCAGAGACCUGGAGCUCACCAACCAGAGGCUUGUGCUGGAGAGCAAGGCUUCACAGCAGAAGAUAGAACGCCUAACAGGGACCAUCGACACCCUGCAGGCCCAGGUCGAUGCUUUGCAGAUUCAGGUGGAGGAGAUGCGCUCACUGGAGCAGCUGAGAGUCCGCAGAGAGAAGAGGGAAAGACGCAAAACCAUUCACUCCUUCCCCUGCCUCAAGGAGCUCUGCUCUGCUCCCAGGUACGAGGAUGGCUUUGUGAUCCGCAGCUCGGCAUCGGAACUGGAGGCCAAGCCGCUGGAGCAGGAGAACGAGCGGCUGCGGGAGACGGUGGCGUCUCUGCGCUCGCAGGUGCAGCAGGAGCGGCAGCGGAAGGAGGGCGCCGAGCGGGAGUGCACCGCCGUCCUGCAGGAGUACACGCAGCUGGAGCGCCGGCUGCGCAGCGCGGAGGGGUGCCAGCUGCGCAUCCGCGAGCUGGAGACGGAGCUGCGCGAGCUGCAGCAGAUGAGGCAGACCAAGACCUACGUGCUGAGCGGAGAGGACGGCCUGGCCCAGACCCUGCUCAACAGCGCCCCCGAGAGCGACACUCUGGAAGAGCCCCUGGCGGAGGAGGCGAGUCGGAGCCGGGGCCUGCCCUCCUCCAGCCCCGUACGGAAGAGCUGCAGUGACACGGCCCUCAACGCCAUUGUGGCCAAGGACUCCUGUGGGCGCCAGCAGGGCAGCUAUGCCCUCCACGCCAACAGCGUGCGCAAGAGAGGCAUGUCCAUCCUGCGGGAGGUGGACGAGCAGUACCACGCCCUGCUGGAGAAGUACGAGGAGCUGCUGGGCAAGUGCCGGCGCCACGAGGAGAGCCUCCGCCACGCCGGCGUGCAGACCUCCCGCCCCGUCUCCCGGGACCCGUCCAUGAAGGACUGCCGUCCCCCGGACAGCGCGGGGCCCCCACACCCCGAGACUGUGGAGAGCAUCAGCAAGCAAGUGGAAGCGGUGGACAAGCGCCUGGGUCAGAACACCCCCGAGUACAAGGCGCUCUUCAAGGAGAUCUUCUCCCGCAUCCAGAAAACCAAAACGGAUAUCAACUCCACCAAAGCCGGAAAGACCAGCAAGUGAAAACCGGCCAGGCUGAACCACAUGGAGGACUGCUGACCAAGAUGUGAGGGGACUGACAGGACCUACUGUCGUAGAAUGCUUUAGUUUAGUUCACUCUGUUAGACAGCAGCCCAUCCGUGACAUUUAUUGAUUUAAUUGCAAUAUGCAUUAAUUGCUUUGUCUGCCUCAGUCCAAUGCUGAGUCGGGAACCUGAAAGUUUGUUUGCGACGAGCUGAUUGCAGAUGCCUACAGAGUGGGGAAGGGGAGUGUUGUAAAUGAGUCUGGUAACAAGCACCCGUCUUCAGGGCAGCAGUGACUGAGUGGUGGGUAAUCGCAGGCCUUGCAUUGUGAAAGCAUUCUUUUCGCCUCCUGCAGAUGUCGUGGGUACUAAUCAUACAGCAUUGUGUGCUCUGCUCACUAAGCAGCCAUUUGGAUUUUUUUUAUUUUUAAGGAAAACAAAAUGUAUCUUCAGGAAAUUUCUCAGGGGUUUCUAGAAGAUUUGGGCAUCAGACUCUUCUUCUAAAACUUUGGAACAAAGGUUAAUUAAGGGUAAUUUGGCUUUUUCUGUCUAUAUGCAUGUUAUUUUCUGGUUCAAUUAUGUCUGAAUGACUUAAAUACUUACAGUAUCAGUCUCAAGAACUGUAUACAGCCAUCAGCACUACUGAGAGAUUUCUGUACAAUUCUAAAGGUCACUUUCACUCCGACCUGUUCACUGGCUCUGUUCGCUAGGCAUUUGACUGUCAUCUCUCUUGUACUGCAGCUCAGUUGUAGUUCUUCCUAAGAACACAUUUACACAUUUCCUAAACCACUCAGCAUGUGCACUGCAAAAAACAUUCUAAUACUGUUAAAUUCCAAACAAACCUGCAAGUAAUGAAUGUGAGCCUUUCCAUUGAGAAGCUUAUAAAGCUAACUGGAUUGAGGCUCACCAGGACCAGGGUUGGCUACCCCAAGUUUAGAGCAAAAGGCUGGGUGGGGCAGAUUGUAGCACCCUGCCGAAUUCCUUUCAGUCGCAUGUGGAAGUUACUUUCAGAAUGGGGAGAAACAAAGUGAUGUCAAGGAAUGUGCUGAGAAUUAGAGCUACCUCUUUAACUUGUAUUGUUCAGUCUUGGACUAGGCUUACUUCCUAUUCUACUGUUAUCAUUUCUUUCAACUCUGCAAUUUUAACUCCCACCCUUCUCCUGCACAAUUAAGGUUGUAUCUGUAUCUUGAUGUAGCUAAAUUUGCAUAGCUUUAAGUGAGCUUCCUAGCUUUAGGCAACUGUAGCUAUACGUAUUUGCUACUUGAAUAGGGUAGUACAACUGACUCUGUUGCUUUAGCUACAAUACCACUUAUAAAUCGCCAAUAACUUUCAUGUAGGCCAGGGAAGGGUAGCUUCAGUAAUUUAAGAGGGCAGCUUCUUAAAGUAUUUAUCAGUUAAGUAUUUUACUAUACUCUAUAUAUCUAUUAGCAGGAUACUGAAACAUUUCACAUCUUGCUUAUUAUACUCUUUUUAAUUUCAGUGCACAGCUACAAAAUUUUCAGAACACUAGUCCAGUAUGAUAUUUCCUUUUGUUAAUUUUAGUGUGAAAGUUUAGUGUUAGUACAGAUUGGCAUGUUUAAGCCGGUCAAUCACAACAUCAGAGACAGAUGUGGAAAACGUUUUCUUUUGUUCACUCUUCUUAAGAACCUGAGGGCCUGUGAGGGGUUCAGAAUGUGAACAGUUCAGAUAAGGAGGCUUAUCCAAUUUAAGUCGCACUGCAGUAAGAUGGGUGUAUCAUUAUUUUUGUUGCCAGACCAGUUUCAACAUUCCACACUUUCUUGCUCUUUUUGCUACUUCUUGGAGAAAGCCUGUUACACCAGCAUGAUCCAGGCCUGGUCUGUGCCCUGAGUCUCCUAGCUUUGGUGGCAGCUAAGAUCUUUAUUGCAUGUGGUAUUCGAACAUUGUACCAAACUAUCUCAAUGAGAUAUUUCAGAAGCUAUUUUCACGGCUCAGUUCCUGGUUUCAGAUAUACUGCUAUUACUUAUAACAAUUACUUAUAAGGUAUAGCUGCUAUUACUUAUAACAUGCAGAAUUCUAUCUGUCAUUAAUACAUUUUCAGGAAAUAGUUACACCCCUAUAGCUGCCUUAAAAGGGUACCUCUUAAUGACCUACAGACAGUUGGGAAUCACACAUCUUUAAUAAGCCAUCUUUAUUAUGUAAGAACUUAUCUGUAUCAAUUCUAGACAUUUGGUUAUUGUACCAAUAUAACUAAGAAAAGGAAAUAUUUAAAUCCACCAAUUGUAGAGUUAGUUAAACGUAUCCGAUUUUUAUUGGUGAAAACAGUUAUAUAAAGGUCUCAUUAACCAGAUGAUUCAAUGAAAGCUCCAAUUGGGCUGGAACAAAACUGGGAAGGUUUAGAAUGUGCCAUGAACUGAGAUUAGGAAAUGUCAUGUUCUUCACUUUUGUGACAAGUUGUCUUUUCUUGCUGGUGGUAUAUUCUGCCAUCUCUCUGGGACUUGCACUAGUAAGAAUCUGGCCUCCUGCUGCACAGAAUAGCUCCCUGCACUGCAGCACUUCAGAAUUGGAGCUGUUUCUGACUUUCCCGCUGAAUUCACGGAGAGAGGGGGAUGCAUGAAGCAGUUUACCAUAACACUCGACUGUGGAUGUCAACUUCCCUGCUUUCAGGAGCUACUGGAACUAUUAAUAAGUUACAAAAUUGCCUAAUAAACUGAAUUCAUUACCUGUUAAGUAGUUCUGUAUGAUUUGAAGCACUUGGAUGAAUCUCAGCUCUGUGGGAAUAUCAGUUUGGAGAUGUUUUGCUCCAGGAAUGGGAGUGACAAUCCUUGAAAGAGUCAUGAAAGCAAUAACACAACUGCAGCCCCACUCUCAAGAUCCAGUUCCCACAGUGAACAUGGCCACAUUUCUAGGAGUUUUGCUGAGUUCAUAUUGCUGAAAGGCAGCUCCAUGGGUUGGAGCUAAUGAUAAUGCAAGAGAUCCAGCAGUACAGAGAACACAGUUGGAUUUUAUUUAGUGUUAUAAAGGACUUGCAGUGACUCAGUCGAAUUCACUUGCAGACCUCUGGAGAUGCUCUAUCAACAGAAGCUUACAUUUGCUAAUACAGUAGAUGGCCCCAGUUAAGCCUGAUGGAACUUUUUUGAUACCAUAUUUAUUCUAUUGUAAAAAAAAUAUAUAGGCUCUGCCUUACAGAGCUAGCCUUUCACUGUUAAGCCAUGGAAACUGUGAUUUGUUUCAACAUUGCUGUUUAUACUGAGCCUUGCUGAUGCUGGCACCUAACAGGUUUAAAAAACUCCUGCCAAAACAGUGUUCCUCUUGCGCUUGGGAUUGGGCAAGAAAGUGUGACUGCGAAUCCUUCUGUGCAAGCAAGCUCUAUUGCCUAGCAUCUUUCUAUGCACUAGUUACAUUGCCAUACAUUUACUGAAUACUGUACAUAUCAAAGCCGCGUUGUAGGACUAAACAGAGCAAGGCCUAUAUGCAAGUGUCAAAUCCAUUACCAAGCCAGUUCAGAACAACUGAGUCAGAAAUUAGAUGUUAGAUAUAAUUUCAAAACCAGAUUAAGUAAUUCUAUACCAGAUCAAACAUGGUGAUGUCGCAUUGAUAACAUGUAGACCUGAUGAGCAAAAUCUUAUCAAUACAUCUCAUAUCGGUUAAUGUCCUAUGUUCGGGACCCUUUUGUCUUCUGGAUGCGUUUAUAUACCUUGGGGAUUUGUGAUCAUAUUUGAAAGUUGGUGAAGCAAUGCUGCAGUAUUGUAAAUGCCAAUCGAAGUGCUGAGACAAGUUUGUUCUCCAGCUAAAUAUAGACCAGCUGCAAAACAUGUCUUCUGAGUUCUUUAUUAAUACUCCCAACUUGUCAUGGAAGGCAGAUGCACAUGAUUGAUGCUUUAAUAAAUCCCUGUCCACAGUCCUUUUUCCUUGGUCUGUUUUGGAUCAAACACACUGCUCUUGCUCCUAGUGAAAAGCUAUACAAGGACCGAGGUCCAAGGACCUUUUCCCAAUAGUAACAAUAUUCCACCCUCCGUAUGCUGGAGCCCAGCUCAUUUAAAAUUGGAAGGGAUUUUUAAGAUGAUGGAAAAAGUAAAGGAGGUUGCUGUUGAGUUACUGUUGUCAUUCAGUUAUUGUCUGAUUCCUUUUUUUCCCCUUGAAAAUAAAAUACACAGCCUUUUGCCAUUUAAAUGAACAUAUUCUAAUGUCACAAUGAGUUUAAAAUGGAACCCUGAGUCUCGCCACAGUAAAACCCAAACUCUGGUCACUGCCUUGAGGUAGUUGCUCUAGACUGGUGCCUUAGUCAGGGCAACAUUUUCAGAGCCCUUGUACAAAAGUGGGGAAUGAGCCCAAUUUUAAACCAGGGUAAAAUGAAAAUCAUUGUGUACCACACAAUGUGAAAGCUUUCCAAGCAGUAGCAGUGGAACUCAAAUUGCUUAUAGAUGAGAAGAACAAAAGGGUGCUUAUGUACUUUUAGCAGCUGCAGUGUAAAGCACGCUGCUACUGACCUGCUAGGUCUCAGUCACAAUCUGCAGGGUCUUUAACCAAAGCUUAAGACCUAACCCAGGCUGCAGCUCAAUGGCUGUGUGCACAGAACAACACGGCAGAAAUAAGGCCUCAUCCUUAUCCAUUGUCGGUCUGGGUUCUCUCAGGGUAACUUCACUGUUUGAGAAUGGAAUUGGGAGCGUCAUUUAGAGGUUACAGACGCAGACAUAAAGGGAGACAUUGGAAAAGUUGCCAAAUUGUGUAGUGGAGCUGUUUCCCCACUGCCUUAAUAAGGAACAAUUUUGUUUGAAACGGUAUACUUCAGGAUAUAGCAAUGUUUAGGAGUCUUCAAAAUUGCACUUAGAAAUGCUUCCUAAUGUCUCAUGUAUUGUAUUAAUUUGAGCAUUUCCAUACUGUUGGACUCACAGAAUUAACAAAAUGCUUCCCUGUGUAUAUGAGUGUUCUUAUUCCAAAAGCAUUUUCCCACAUCCUUUACUAACACCUACAAGGAGAAUUGGUUAGAAAAUCUUAAUGUGAUGACUUAUGAAAGUUUGAAUUUUAUUAUUGUCUUGCUGUGUCCUACAUGUUGAAAAACAUUCUUAAAUGGUGCCAUAUAAUUAUGUUGAAAACUUUCUUCAAAUCUGUAAAUAAGCUUGUUGUAUUUAAGUUAGCUCUCACCAGUUUAAUGCUGUCCCAUAGUGUAAUAAUUUAAAUGUCUGUAUUUAACCCACUGUCUUCUGUCUCUGCCAUAUUAAAGCAUUUCCAAGCAAA
Molecule: messenger RNA, 7485 nt
Organism: Lepisosteus oculatus (spotted gar)
Lineage: Eukaryota; Metazoa; Chordata; Actinopteri; Semionotiformes; Lepisosteidae
Gene: cdr2l
Product: cerebellar degeneration-related protein 2-like
Source: RefSeq, a predicted model, not a curated record